AUGCAUCAAAAUCCAACAUGCAUAGGAUUAUCAAACGUAGCCAUCAACGGAAUAAAGGAGCUUGGUCGCUACGCAAUGUUACUCUGUAACGUCUGCCUUGAAAACAACGAACGCAACAAGUUCAUUCGGAACAGGACUGUCAACAACCUGGGAGAAAAAAUCAACAAAAUCAUGUCUAGCAAUGCUGAGACACUCGAAACGCAAAUUGCUCAAAUUGUCGAAAAGAAAAUAAACGAAGCAAUGAGAAAAACACACGACAAAGUAGACGAGAGUCACGCAAACGUCGUGAAGAAAGUUGAAAGCUACAAAAACGUGAAUAGUCCUCAAAACUCCAAAAACAACAACAACACAACCACUCACAGCAUCGAACACAAUGUAAGAGUGCAAGGGAUCCAUGAGGAUCCUAAUAAACCACGCGACGUGAAUCUUGUCCAAACUCACGAAAAACUAGAGGAAACUUUGGGAACCAUAGGAGUUAAACCGAAAAUAGUCCAGUUUAAAAGACUUGGAACAUUCAACAAAGAAAGGAAAAAGCCAAGAACACUUCUAGUUACGCUUGAAAAUCCAGCAGCAGUCAAUCUAGUGAUUGCAAAAAGUACUGAAAAAAUAGACGAAAUGAAAGAAAUGAAUAUAUUUCUGUCACGUGCCCUAUCUAAAGAAGAUUCUAUCAAAGAAAACUUCUGCCUGAAACGACAAAGUCCCACCAGUAUUCUACUGGAAAGCCACAACAACAACAACAACAACAACAACAACAACAACAACAACAACAACAACAACAACAACAACAACAACAACAACAACAACAACAACAACAACAGCAACAACAACAACAACAACAACAACAACAACAUACUGGGACUAUACUGA
Symsagittifera roscoffensis is the source of this 867-nucleotide messenger RNA. Its product is annotated as probable serine/threonine-protein kinase DDB_G0291350. The transcript is spliced from 2 exons. Bases 1 to 867 code for a protein of 288 amino acids. Lineage: Eukaryota; Metazoa; Xenacoelomorpha; Acoela; Convolutidae. The record is from RefSeq and is a predicted model, not a curated record.